Polychytrium aggregatum is the source of this 927-nucleotide messenger RNA. RefSeq lists its product as uncharacterized. The transcript has a single exon. The record is from RefSeq and is a predicted model, not a curated record. Lineage: Eukaryota; Fungi; Chytridiomycota; Chytridiomycetes; Polychytriales. Bases 15 to 482 code for a protein of 155 amino acids.
UCAACUCGCUCGCCAUGCCCAGCCAUAGGCCCUUGCCGCGAAUGGCUGUCUGUGGGAUUCGAACCUUCGUUCUCCAGGGCCUCGCGUGGAAUGUCAAACAGUUGGCAAUCGGCCGGGUCCAGGGCGUUGACCUCGAAGAGCUUGCGCACGACAGCUCGUGCCAGAUAGUCAUCGUCGGUGCCAAUGAACACGGCCCGGUAUCGUAUCAUGGACGAGUAUGCCUCGACCGGGCUCUGCUCGCCCUGCUCGAGCAUCUUUUCGUCCUCGCCGUACUGAGAAUGCCCGCUGGCCUCGGAUUGAUCAUUGUCGCAGUCACUCGACUCAAAGACGCCUGUCGGCGGAGCCCCCUUCUUCUCCAAGGUCGCCGUUCGGAUCGCAGCGAUGCUGCCCGAGACCUCUUCCGUGGGAAUCGACUUUUUCCUCAGCGUCAGUUUAAGCGUAGCUUGACUCGUUUGGCCGCAGCCGGCCCCUGUGCUUGGUGAGAAGGGGCUGUCGCCAGUGGGCUUGGCAUCCAGACACUCUGCCGACGGAUAGUGACCUAGAUCAUCACCUGCAACGGCUCGAGAAGCUGCAAUGUUCGUGACCGAUCUAUAUGCCUUCGGUCCGUUGAGGCACUCGCUAGACCCCAUGUUGGCGAAAGGCUCAAAAAUGUCCUGAAUCGAAAUAGAAGAUAGUGCGCUUAUGUCCUUUGGGCUCUUGAUUUGAUCCGGUUGAUCUUCGAUGCUCUUUGGCGAAGCUGUGUCCAUGUUGCGAUGGCCGAUGCUGCCUCGAUGCUCGUGGCUUUUGCUGGCCACUUGCUUCACAUAGUUCUGGUGCUGCGAGCGCAGACGACGAACGCACUCUUCCAUGGUGGUGCUCUGCAAGUCUUUGAGUCGCUGCAGCUCGUCAAAGGCCUGCAGCACCAUGAGAUCAUCCCUGGAUGCGGCC